Messenger RNA from Pseudonaja textilis, 3339 nucleotides. RefSeq names its product Rho guanine nucleotide exchange factor 16 (gene ARHGEF16). The record is from RefSeq and is a predicted model, not a curated record. Gene Ontology annotation, molecular function: guanyl-nucleotide exchange factor activity; protein binding. Gene Ontology annotation, biological process: activation of GTPase activity. Lineage: Eukaryota; Metazoa; Chordata; Lepidosauria; Squamata; Elapidae.
CCGGGGCCGCCUCCCCGCCGGGCGGGGUCCUCCGCGCAAACCUGCGCUGGGCUCGCCCUGCGCGCUUCCGGGCCUUGCGCGCUCCUUGCCCACCGGGGCCCCAAAGGGAGGCAGCUGUGGAAUGACUGGGCACCCUUCAGACGUCACUUAUUUUCUCCUGCCACUUUCCAGCCUCCCUGGGAUGAAGAGAGCGAGGUGCUGAGUUUGAAUGGGCUCUCCUGGCUCAAAAUGGCCCAAGAGCACUCAACCGGCCUUCUGGUGGACAGAGGUCUUCUCCUGGGACCUCCAUCCCCCAGCAACAGCAGCAUGUCUCCUGAGGAGAAAUGCCCCUCCGUGACCCGCUUGGAGGAUGGCGACCCCCUGGCCAAGCCCUCGACCCCGCUCGCCCCUCCACGCCGGAUCAUCCUGAGCACCGAGAGCCCGGCCGCCCUCAAGGUGGGCACCCAGCAACUCAUCCCCAGGAGCUUAGCCGAAGACCCCAAGUCUAAGCUUCCCGCCCGCCCCCAGAGCUUCUCCGAAGGGGCGGCAUGCGGCAGGGAGGGGCUCCGUGGCGACCCCAAGCGCUUGUCGGCGCCCAGCCUUGCCUUGGAGGACGAGCCUGAGGACGACGAGCUGGACGCCAGCGAAGGGAGCUUGAAACGCAACCUGCGCAGCAUGUCCUACCGGGCGGCCAUGAAGGGCGUGAGGAACGGCGGAGAACCUGAGGUGCCCCCGGCCGUGGGGGGUCUCAAGCCCAUGUUGGGGGAUGCCAAGGCCCCUGCUGGCCGGGCUCCUGCGAGGAACAAGCGAACGUUGGGGCGCAAGCGACUUCAGCAUCACGGCGGUUCGUUCAAAGAUGAUCCCCGCUUGUACCAAGAGAUCCGAGAAAAGGGCCUCAACUCCAUCAACCACGAAUCGGACGACGACUUGCUUGACCUGGAUGCCAUUCCCGAAGAACACCCGCCCUCCAUCGUGGUGAAAAGCUACCGCCCCGCCCACGCCACCUGGAGCCAGCAGCCUGAGGUCCUGGAAGCCGGCAUCUUGGACCGUAUAUCCCCGGAAGAACGUAAGAGGCAAGAGGCCAUCUUUGAGAUCAUCACCUCCGAGUACUCCUACCUCCAUAGCCUGACCAUCCUGGUGGAGCAUUUCCUGAAAUCAGCCGAGUUGAAGGAGACCAUGACCCAGAUGGACCAUCAUCACCUCUUCUCCAACGUGGGGGACAUCUUGGCGGUCAGCAAGAGCUUUUUUGAAGAUUUGGAAAAGAGGCACCGGGAAAACGUGGUGAUUCCGGACAUCAGCGACGUGGUGGAAGCGCACGCCUCCAGACACUUCCACCCCUACGUCAUCUACUGCUCCAACGAGGUCUACCAGCAAAGAACCCUCCAGAAGCUCCUAGCUUCCAACGUCGCCUUUAAGGAGUCCUUAAAGCGGAUUGAACGGAUGCCGGAAUGCGGCAGCCUGCCCCUGAUUUCCUUCCUCAUCCUCCCCAUGCAGAGGGUGACACGGCUGCCCCUCCUCUUGGAUACCGUCUGUCAAAAAACCCCAGUGAACACAGCUGCAUACCGAGCCACCACGCAAGCUCUGAAGGCCAUCAGCAAGGUGGUGAAGAAGUGCAACGAAGGAGCUCACACCAUGGAAAGGACGGAACAGAUGUGCAGUCUGCAGAACCAGCUGGAUUUUGGCAAAGUCAAGAACUUCCCACUGAUCUCAACCUCCCGCUGGCUGUUGAAAAGGGGCCGAGUCUGUCUCCCUCCAACCGAAGACGGCGGAAUCUUCCGGAAGGGAUCCGGGCGGGGAAUCUGCUACCUCUUUGUCUUCAACGACGUCCUGAUCAUCACCAAGAAAAAAAGCGAGGAGAGCUAUGCUGUCCUCACCUACUCCAUGUUGGAACAUCUCACGGUCGAGAAGAUCGAAACCCCGGACAGUCCGACCGGCCUCGGUCGCAGCGGCUACCUCUUCCAACUCACUUUGCGAAAGGACAAUGAAGGCAAGCCGGAGGAAGUCGUCCUGGCUGCAGAAUCACGAAGCGACAGGGCCCGUUGGAUCAGCGCAUUGAUGCACCGAGAAGAGAAAGAAACCAGCACAGCAGAGAAAGGAGCACUCCAACAGGUAGAGAUCACCAGAGCCUAUCUGGCUAAGCAGGCGGAUGAGAUUUCGCUCCAGCAAUCCGACGUCGUCCUUAUCCUGAACCAGGAAGAGGGCUGGUAUCUGGGGGAGCGUCUGCGGGACGGAGAGAAGGGCUGGUUCCCGCAAGCCUGCGCCCAGGAGAUCACCAACCGCAACGCUGUCGAACGCAACGUGCAGCGCCUGGAACGGCUGCGCAUUGAGACUGAUGUGUGACAACAGAAGAGCGUCCCGUCUCAACCCGCUUGGAUGCCAGAGCACCGGGAGGUGUUUCAAGGGCCAGGGAGUUGCAAAAUCCAGAUAUCGGACCGUAUCCGGGCCUCCUGGGCCGAACCAAGACUCUGGUCUUUAUUUUUUAUUUUAAAUAAAUUGGACUGUAGGAGAACCACUGCCUAAAAUCCAGCUGGAUUGAAAAACUGCAAAGAAGUCAGCGACUGGACGCCGUUGGAUUGAAUCCUACCCUUUUUAUAGAUUUUUCUUGUUUUUUAAAAGAAACCUGUGGAACGGAGUAAUUUUUACAAUGAAUUUUUAAGGCUGCUCAUGUUUUAAUCUGCUCUCUUUUCCCCAUAACUCCUCAGGGGUCCCUUUAGUUAAUACUAGCCAAUAACCCCGCAUUGCCCCGGUAUUUAUUUAUCCUAAUCCUGUAUUUAGACAAGGGAAAACCCUGAUUUCAGUGACAAUUAAUCAGAAGAAAUGUAAUUUGUAACGUUGGAUUUUCCCCCUUACCAGAGAGAGGGCCUCCCCCACCUUGUGGAGUAAUGUGAAGCCAUUACCAUGGCAACUCCACAGCGCUGUACAGUAGAAGCCAUUUUAAGGCGGUACAGUAGAAGCCAUUUGAAGGCCCAACAGGCUGUAUGUUAACAGACACACACGCCCUGAGGGGGUGUUAGGGGUACACAGUGCUUGUUUCCAGAGAGUAAGUAAUCUGUGUGCCAAGUUUGGUUGAAAUUGCUCGAGGCAUUAUGCUGGAAUACACACACACACACACACACAAACACACAUCCUUUUAUAUAGAUUCCCAGACCAGCCUCUGUUUUAAGGGCCCCAAAUGUUUAAUCUUGUACAUAAUUCUCCUUUUUUUUUCUUCCCUCCUCCGUAAACCAUUUAAUGACUCCAAACUUAUACAACUUUCUGUGACUGAUUUCUCUUCCCCUUUUUGCUCCGAUCCUAUGAACUGACCGGUGAGUUGUGGUUUUAUUUUUCCUGAAUAUUCCUGGAAUAAAACAAGGGGGGGGA